Miscanthus lutarioriparius is the source of this 1452-nucleotide messenger RNA. The record is from the annotation of a GenBank genome assembly. Lineage: Eukaryota; Viridiplantae; Streptophyta; Magnoliopsida; Poales; Poaceae.
AUGGAGGUCGCCGCCGCCCACGGGGCCGGCAGCGGAGGAGGAGGUGGUGGCAGCGGCGGCGGUGGCGGACCGGCCCCGUUCCUGCUGAAGACGUACGAGAUGGUGGACGACCCGUCGAGCGACGCGGUGGUGUCGUGGAGCGACGCCUCCGACGGGAGCUUCGUCGUCUGGAACGCGCCCGAGUUCGCGGCGCGGAUGCUACCCACCUACUUCAAGCACAACAACUUCUCCAGCUUCAUCCGCCAGCUCAACACAUACGGUUUUCGUAAAAUAGACCCAGAGCGCUGGGAAUUUGCUAAUGAGUACUUUGUCAAGGGACAGAAGCACCUGCUGAAGAAUAUCCACAGGCGAAAACCCAUCCACAGCCACAGCCAUCAACCAGGUGCCCUGCCUGACAAUGAGCGUGCUUUAUUUGAGGAUGAGAUUGACCGGCUUUCACGGGAGAAAGCUGCCCUCCAGGCUGACCUCUGGAAAUUCAAUCAGCAGCAGUCAGGGGCCGUGAGCCAGAUUGAAGAUCUUGAGCGGCGAGUGCUUGACAUGGAGCAACGACAGACGAAGAUGCUUAGCUUCUUGCAGCAGGCUCGGAAGAACCCUCAGUUUGUCAGCAAGCUCGUUAAGAUGGCAGAGGCAUCCCCAAUCUUCGCGGAUGCAUUUCACAAGAAGCGAAGGCUACCUGGGCUUGAAUACAUCACCGAGGCCACCGAAACUGCCACUAGCUUUUUUGAUGACUAUAGCAGCACUUCCAGGCAAGAAAUGGGCAACCUUCUGAAUCAGCACUUCUCUGACAAGCUGAAGCUUGGACUCUGUCCUGCAAUGACGGAAAGCAACCUCAUCACCCUGAGCACCCAAAGCUCACAUGAAGAUAACGGAAGCCCUCACGGAAAGCAUCCAGACUACGAGAGAACAGGCAUGGAGUGCCUUCCACUGGUGCCGCAGAUGAUGGAGCUCUCUGACACUGGGACAUCCAUCUGUCCCUCAAAGAGUGUGAGCUUCACAACAGCUGCAAAUGACGAUGGGUUCUUGCCAUGCCACCUCAACCUCAGUCUUGCAUCAUGCUCAAUGGAUGUGGACAGAAGCCAAAUCCCCGUUGCAAACGGGAACACUGUGGAUGAGAAGGACGGCCCAGCGGAGGUGACCACACCCACCUUGGAGAAGGACGGCGGCAUUCCUGACAGAUGCCAUGAUGAUACCCAGAACGAGGCUUCAGGUGAUGCUGGGGCCGCAGCAGAUGCAACGGGUAGGCAGCAUCGGGGCAGCCAAGCUCCCCCUGAAGAACAUGCAGCUCCCCAGGUGGUGGUGAACGACAAGUUCUGGGAGCAGUUCCUUACCGAGAGGCCGGGCUGCUCUGAAGCCGAGGAAGCAAGUUCCACCCUGAGGAGGGAUCCAGACCACACGCAGGCGUACGAGGGCACUACAAGUGACAGGAGAGAUAUGGGGCAGCUGAAACUCUGA